Pieris macdunnoughi is the source of this 1377-nucleotide messenger RNA. Lineage: Eukaryota; Metazoa; Arthropoda; Insecta; Lepidoptera; Pieridae. The record is from the annotation of a GenBank genome assembly.
AUGGCUAAUUUAACUACAGAUGGAAAGCUGUGCAUAGAACGAGAAAUAGAUGUUCAAGUAAUUGACAACGAUGAAACUGAAAUUACAUCCCGAUACUUGAUUGCAGACACUUGUAACUGGAUAAAUUCAAACAAAUACACCAAGGUAUGUUUACAAUUUCCAGACGAGUUGUUGGGCAUAAGUUCCAAAGUAUAUGAGGAAUUGAAAAAGGGGACAGAAGCAGAUCUCUAUAUUCUAGGUGAUACUUCCUAUGCCAGUUGCUGUGCUGACGUUGUUGCUUCCAUGCAUGUCCAAAGUAAUGCCAUAGUACAUUAUGGGCAUACAUGCUUCAGUAAAACCAACAUUCCAGUAUAUAUAGUACUGAAUCAAAAGUCAUUAGAUAUUGACAUUACAAUGAAAAUAUUAAGAGAAAAUUUGACAGACUUUAAUCUUCAAAAAUUAUGCUUAUUGUAUGAUUGUGAAUUUAAUCAUCUAAAAGAUGAACUAACUGAGAAGUGGUUCCAACAAUAUCCCAAUAGCUAUAUUGCAUCUAUAUCUUUUAAAGAAAGCAUAAAUAGAUUCUUUGGCAGAAUAGUUAAAAAUGUAUCCAGUGAAGAAUAUUCUAGUGAAAUUCUUAAAGACUGUGUUUGUAUAUAUGUUGGUUCAAGAGGACAAACUUUCUUUAAUUUUACAGUAUCAGUAGAAGCUGAGAAAUGGUACUUAUUGGAUCCUGCAUCAAAUCAAUUAGAUGUCAUACAAGAAACUAUUUGGUUUAAACGCAGGAGGUUUUUGAUAGAAAAGUGUAAAGAUGCAAAUGUUGUUGGUAUUCUUGUAUGUAAACUGGCUGGGGAUCAGACAAAACAAAUUAUUAGUAGAAUGAAGCAAUUAUGCAAGGCCAAUGGUAAAAAAUGUUAUGUUGUAUCAGUUGGCAAACCAAAUGUGGCAAAACUGGCUAAUUUUCCAGAGAUUGAUAUUUAUGUUAUGAUUGCAUGUCCUGAAAACGAUUUAUAUGAUAGCAGAGACUUUUAUCAGGCAUUAGUUUAUCCAUAUGAAUUAGAAGUAGCUCUUAACACCAACAGAGAUUUCUACUUUACCUCUCAUAUUACUAAUUAUGAAGAGUUACUACCAGGAAACAAACAUUAUAAAGAUAUCAAUGAUAUUUGUGAUAGCACUGAUGUUAGUUUAAUAACUGGAAAAAUCAGGGAAACUAAAGUUACAGCAGCAAGUUCUAGUACAGAUUUGGUGGAAAAACAGAAUUGGCAGUUGGAAAAUAUUGGGCAAAGCCUUAGCAAAAGGUCAUGGAAAGGAUUAGAACAGAAACUUGGGGAAUCUAAUGUAAAACAAGUAGAAGAGGGGAGAAAAGGAAUUCCUUUACAGUACUUAAAUGAACCGGAGUGA